Messenger RNA from Entelurus aequoreus (snake pipefish), 2368 nucleotides. RefSeq names its product gastrula zinc finger protein XlCGF17.1-like. The record is from RefSeq and is a predicted model, not a curated record. The transcript has a single exon. The coding region runs from base 317 to 1129 and encodes 270 amino acids. Lineage: Eukaryota; Metazoa; Chordata; Actinopteri; Syngnathiformes; Syngnathidae.
CGUCCAGCAGCUGAUCGGUAAUCCAGAAGAAGUUUCCCCUCAGUUAGGGGGGAGCUCCACUUUGAAGCAGGAGACUCCACAACCACCCUGCAUUAAAAAGGAAGAGGAGGAACUCUGCAUCACUCAGGAGGGAGAGUGUCUUCUAGGACGAGAGGAAGCUGAUUACACCAAGUUUCCACUGAGUAUUCUCUCUGUGAAGACUGAAGAUGAUGAAGAGAAACCACAAGUAGAUAACAUCUUAGCUCCACUAUCAGAUAGUGAGGCUGAAGACGAGGUUGAAGUAACUUUGAGCAGCGAUACAGACUGUGAAGGUGAUAUGAGGACUCACACUGACAACAAACACUCUGAAUGCUCUACAAAGAAGAGAGGUAAAACAUCUUUGAGCUGCCCAGUUUGUGCUAAAAGCUUUUCUGUUAAGAGGUAUUUGACUCAACACAUGAGAACACACACACAAGAAAAAACAUUUAAAUGUUCAGUUUGUGGCAAAAGCUUUUCUCGAAAUAGCCAUUUGACUCAACACUUGGGAACACACACAGGUGAAAAACCAUUUAAUUGUUCAGUUUGUGACAAAAGCUUUUCUCAAAGUGGCUCUUUGACUCAACACAUGACAACACACACACGAGAAAAAACAUUUAAAUGUUCAGUUUGUGGCAAAAGCUUUUCUCGAAAUGGCUAUUUGACUCAACACUUGAGAACACACACAGGUGAAAAACCAUUUAAUUGUUCAGUUUGUGACAAAAGCUUUUCUCAAAAUCGUUUGACUCAACACAUGAGAACACACACAGGUGAAAAACCAUUUAAUUGUUCAGUUUGUGACAAAAGCUUUUCUCAAAGUGGCUAUUUGACUAUACACAUGAGAACACACACAGGUGAAAAAACAUUUAAUUGUUCAGUUUGUGACAAAAGCUUUUCUCAAAGUGGCUAUUUGACUAAACACAUGAGAACACACGCAGGUGAAAAAACAUUUAAUUGUUCAGUUUGUGGCAAAAGUUUUCCUCAAAGUGGCUCUUUGACUAUACACAUGAGAACACACACAGGUGAAAAACCAUUUAGUUGUUCAGUGUGCUGUAAAAGGUUCACACAUAAAGCAGACGUAGUAAAACACAUAAGAACACACAAGGGAAAAUAACCAAUUAGCUGUUUAGUUUGUGGUAUGUUGCUCAUAUGUGGUGACCUCCACCCUACCCAGGACCUCCUCACUGCUUCUUUCACAAAUAUCUGAGGUAUUCAUACAAACUUGGAUUAUUUGGAGCAUAAUCUUAUCUACUCAUGACCCCAUGUCUUCUCUGUAUCUGAAACCUUCCUGAACAGUAAGAUAGAUGAUGCUUUAAGUGCUUGGUUACUCCUUCUUCAGUCCAUGGACCUGGGGCCUCAUGUGUCAAGUUUGUGCACGCUCAAAAACCUGCACUACACCCUUUUUCACUGCAAAGUUGAGAUGUAUCAAAACUGACGUUGAUGCAUAAGUGAUGCUGGGUAACUGUUUGCAUAACAAGCCGCCAACUUUUACUCCUCAGACUGAUUGAUGUGCAAAUCAGAGACAUAUGAACAAUUAACCCACAACCCAACCCCCACCUUCUCGACAUUCGGGCAUAACAGGUUCAAUCCGGCCCGCGAGAUGAGUGUAAAAUUCAGAUGCAUUUUUUAAUGAAAGAAACUGCUGUUCUAAAUGUGUCCACUGGAUGUCGCAAUAGCAAUUCUGUUAGGCAAGCAAAUAGUUUAUACCGGGGCGAGCAUGUAUACCAAGCAAGAGGUACACGGUAAAGCGGGGCUGUGACUCCUCCCCCUCCACCCAACGUAAAACAGUAGUAAAAUAAGCAAUCAGUAACCCCACUUAAAAUGCAGCAUGAGACACUGCACACUGAUAUAGUUCUGUGAAAAUGAUUGUCUUCUGUGCAAAUGUAAAGAAAGUGAACAGUGUGUGAUUUACUGCAAUACUGUCAGUCUUUUAACUUUUUAUUUGUGCUUUGUUGAAAUUGUUCACACAUUGCACAGCUUUUAUUUUUCUAUCAAUACACAUUAUGUCUAGAAGACAGGAAGUAACUCAACACUCUUGAAUAGUUUCUACCUCAGUUUGUAUGGUUUGUUGAGUUAGCACAGGAUUAAUAUGUGGAAAUGACAAAUGAGGUAGUUGAUACAUAAAGUAGUUUUUAUUCAUGCUUUAUUUAGUUUUUUGUUCAAUCCUAGAUGCGUUGUGACUUAAAGUUUAAUUGCUUUGUAGAAACACUGAGAUUAAGUCAAAGGUAAUUUUGUUCUUCAGGGUGUUUUUGAAAAUGUACCAUUUUUUUCCUCUAAAUGUUUAACUUUUGGUGUUUUGUCAAGAGGAUUAUUUGUGAUAUGUACAUUUUCAGAAUGUGCUUGUUCUAUUUUU